This is a messenger RNA of Priceomyces carsonii, 2211 nucleotides long. It is a transcript of the gene SEC1, whose product is annotated as Sec1p. Lineage: Eukaryota; Fungi; Ascomycota; Pichiomycetes; Serinales; Debaryomycetaceae. The coding region runs from base 1 to 2211 and encodes 736 amino acids. Gene Ontology annotation, cellular component: plasma membrane; secretory granule. The transcript has a single exon. The record is from RefSeq and is a predicted model, not a curated record. Gene Ontology annotation, biological process: intracellular protein transport; vesicle-mediated transport. Gene Ontology annotation, molecular function: syntaxin binding.
AUGUCUAAGAACAAGGAUCCUCUGUCGUUGAUAAAUAUGCAAAGGGACUAUGUCCUUUCGCAACUUAAAUCAGUUCAAAUCCCGGGGAACUUGUAUGUUUUGGUUACCGACGAAAAAGUGGAGUCGAUGUUAAAUCAGGUAGUAUCAAAGGAUCAAUUGCUCAGGAUUGUUACUUCUACCGAGAGGAUAGAUGGCAAGAAACGACAGCAGCAGUUUAUGGAGGCGAUAUACUUUGUCGACUUAACUUUAUAUAACAUGAAGUGUAUAUUAGGUGACAUACAAACCGGUAAAUACAAAAAGGGCUAUGGGCUUUUCUUGCCUAUUUUGUGGGAAGGGUCUAAGAUCAACCUGUUCUUUAGGAGUGCUAAUUUCAUGCAAAAUCCGAAGGUUAACUCGUACUUUAACGGGGGAGAGAAUAUCAGGUAUGUGCCUGCGUCUUUCUGUCCGGUUGAAACUAGAGUAUUUUUAGCCGACAACAAGACGCCUACAUCGAUGCCCAUUUUCUUUAACGAAAACUUUGCAGAACUUGUAUUACCACAGAUAAAACUAGUUGCUAGAUCUUUGGUGAAUUUGAUGGUUAUCACCGGAGAAUAUCCAAUAAUCAGGUUCUAUUCGCUGCCAGAUUCCAAUCACCAAGCAUCAAGGUUAUCUGAAUUGAUCGCAGAUGAAUUUCAAACUCAGAUCGAUAACUAUGCUCGUCUCAACGAAGACUACCCUCCUCCUUCUUUAAGAGACAGACCGCGGUCAAUUCUUUUGAUAUGUGAUAGAACGUUGGACUUAUACGCACCAUUAUUGCAUGAAUUCAGUUACCAGGCUAUGGCUAUGGAUAUCGUCCACAGCUUGGAAAGGACGGGAAAAUAUAAAUACAAAUCUGAAAAUGAAAAGGGUGAGAUCGCUGUAGUGGAAACAACAUUGGAUAACGAAGAUGACGAAGACUGGGUAAAUUUAAGGCAUUUGCAUAUCAUUGAGAGUUCAGAGGUGAUAAUCAAUAAGAUUAACGAUUUAAUUCAAAGUAAUCCUUUGAUGAUCGACAGAUCAAAGGCCACUACUUCUAGCGAUUUAAUAUAUAUCGUUGCUCAUUUAAAGGGAUUUGACCAAGAGAGAAGACAAAUUACUUUACAUAAAAAUUUGAUUGAUGAAUGUCUCGAUAUCAACGCCUCUAGAAAAUUGGCAGAGUUUGCUGCCGAUUUUGAGCAAACGUGUGCAGCAAAUGGUGUUAGCUUCGAAGGUGUUCGCAACAAAAAUUUACAUGAUGAUUUGAUUGUUCUCUUGGCUAGAGAUGACCUUCACAUAAACGAUAAAAUGAGACUAGUGUUAAUUUAUGGUCUCUAUCGUGGAGGGUUGAUCGAAGCAGAUUUUAUAAAAUUGGUGAAAUUUAUUGGCGUUAAUGAUCGUCAAAUCAUUUCCCUCAUCUCUCGGUGCUUUACUAACCUCCACAAGCUAGGCUUCCCCAUAGUCAAAGAAAAUUUGCAGGCAAAGAAAGUCAUCAGACAUAUGUAUCAUACCAUAAAUAAUGAGGGCACCUACAAUACUUCAAGGUUUAUUCCAGGUUUAAAGAAUGUUCUCUUGAACGUAGCAAAAUAUCAACAAGAUGAAGAUGCAUUUCCCUACUUUCGUGACAAACCUCUUGAGGAUGACAUCCCUGCAUCUGGUGGCACACUUUCCUCCUCAAGCACCAACAAUCCAAGUUCUUUAAGAAAUGCGAGAGUAAAAGCAUCUUGGGCUCAACCAUCCAACAAGGUGUCUCAAAGUUCAUUUAGACCAAAACAACGCAUCUUUUGUUACGUCGCAGGUGGAAUGACUUACUCCGAAAUGCGCUCCGUUUAUGAGCUCUCGGAUCAACUCAAUAAAGAUUUCUACAUCGGCUCAGAGACCAUUUUGAGGCCCAGAGAUUUCCUUAUCGGUCUUCAAAGUAUCGAUACGGCUAAAAGUUCUAAUGACCUUGACUUAAAUCUCAUCCGAGAAUUGAAUCAACCCACAGAACCUCCCUUAUAUCUAUUCGAACCUGAUCGUCCUAAAGCACCUCCAUUAUCGGCCGUACCAAAUACUCUGGAUGCUCAUCGUUUAACUGCUGCUGCUGCUGCAACAUCUUCGUCAUCUUCCCUUCCUCUGCAUUAUCAGAAAAGGCUGCAAAAUAACUACACUUCAGACUCCCAGGUGUCCCCGGAAAAGCAUAAAAAGAAGAAUAAAUUGAAGAAUUUAUUUAAGUAA